UUCAUUUCUCGUGAUAUUUUAUUAUGCAUGAUGGAGUCUGGUUGUACAUCAAAUCAUUCACCAUCAGUUCAGUCUCAAACAGACACAAAAUGCAUGGAGUGUGAAACUAUCUUCGUUAAAAAGAAAAAAGGAUUUAAGAGAAAAUCACUAAAAAGUCUAAGAAGCUCCACUAAAACACAAGAUUGGGCAGAGGACUUAUUACAGAGAGGUGGAGAUCCUCGCAAAUCAUUUGUAUGUCAGGAAUGUAUUACUAAAUAUAUUACCUAUUACAAUCAGGCGUAUGGUAUGACACUAAACUCUCCUUCAUUACCUCCUCCUUCCCAAUCAAAUGAAGAAUCUGUGGUACAUUCAUCACCUGUUCAAGUUCAUGCUGAGCCACCCUCUCCUACCUCCCAGGCAACCCCAUGUGCACCUAAUGAAUCCCCAAUACCUGAAAUUCCCAUUGAAAUUUUUACACAAAAACUUGAUCAUUCAUACAACUUGACCCCAAAACCUCCAAAGCCUGUAAGACAUGGGAAUGCUAUAAUUAAAACAGCUAUGGAAGCCGUAAGAAGAAGCAACUAUAGACGUCUUAUCAAAUUGCUAUUCCAACAAAGCAAGAAAUUCAGACUAGAAUUCCAAAGAUUUGUAAGCAAAAAGGUAAAAAUAGAGAUAAAAGCGUUCACAAAAAAAAUGAAGCCUUAUAAAAACUGGAGCGAUUUAUUGGACGAAUCCAGCAGCACAAUGCCAAUAUUAGCAAGUACUAUCAAAUCAGCUGUGCCUAAACAAAUGUACAACAGUAAGAACGAAGAUGAUCAAGCUGCUCGAGUUGGGGUGGUGACAUCUAUUUUGUGCUACUGCAAUAAUCCUUUUUCAAAUCAGUUUCAAAAGAUGACAAGCUAUCAACUAUGGAAGCAUGGCUGUGACAGGAAAAUGAUGCAUUAUUUAAAUCAGUUGGGCCUUGCUCUUUGCCCUAAAGCAAAUCUAAGCGUUGUGAAAAGAACAGACAAAGAACAGCUUGAACAGUGGGAUGAAUUCUAUUCAAGCAAGGGGAUCAAAAGGCAACGUAGUCCAACAGAAGAGGGAGAAGAAAACAAUGCAAAUAAACAACAGAAGGUUGAUCAAAGCAGCGAGACAGAUGUUAAUGUACCUAAACUGAGCACACAGAUUGCUGGCUCAUAUAAACCAGGUACCAAACCAACUAUGGCUUCAAGACGUAGUGCAAGAAAGAGUCGAAAGAAACUUCUUGGUAAAGAAU
Molecule: messenger RNA, 1237 nt
Organism: Owenia fusiformis
Lineage: Eukaryota; Metazoa; Annelida; Polychaeta; Sabellida; Oweniidae
Source: the annotation of a GenBank genome assembly